Rubroshorea leprosula is the source of this 600-nucleotide messenger RNA. The record is from the annotation of a GenBank genome assembly. NCBI's taxonomy places the organism in Eukaryota, Viridiplantae, Streptophyta, Magnoliopsida, Malvales, Dipterocarpaceae.
CAAUACAAUGCACGACCAAAUAGGAAUCCUUUAGAGGAAACACUUAAGGCAUUUAUGGAGGCACAGACUAAGACUAACCAAAAGUUUGAUUCUAUUCUUACACAGGUGGUUGAAGAAAACAAGGAUAUCAAGAGUCAACUCACUAAGUUGACCAAUGCUCUUACUGUCCAAGAACGAGGUAAGAUUCCAUCUCAACCUCAAGCUAAUCCUAAAAAUUUACAUUUGGUGCAGGAAUCUACUUCUAAUUCGGAGAACAUUCAAGGGGUCAAUGCAAUCACUACUCGUACUGGUAAGGUGAUAGAGCCAUUGCAAAAAUCACCUAAAUUGAAGGAUGCUACUCCAAGUAGCCGUGAAGAUGACCUGUUGGAGGAACCUGAGAAGGAGGUCCCAAUUCAAGUUCCUUUCCCUCAAGCUCUUAAAACUGGAAAGAUUUCAAACAACCAAGGUACCAACUUAUGCCAAGGGGAUCAAGGAUCUAUGCACCAUAAAAAGGAAACACCAUGUCAAAAAAACUGCAUUCUUGACAGAGCAGGUAAGUGCGGUAAUUGAGCAAAAAACACCGCCAAAGUACAAAGAUCCAGGGUGCCCAACAAUUGCUUG